Molecule: messenger RNA, 3019 nt
Organism: Phoenix dactylifera (date palm)
Lineage: Eukaryota; Viridiplantae; Streptophyta; Magnoliopsida; Arecales; Arecaceae
Biological process (GO): guanosine tetraphosphate metabolic process
Cellular component (GO): chloroplast
Source: RefSeq, a predicted model, not a curated record
AGCGGUCUCCACCAGAAAAAAAGAACAAAGAAAUCAUCCGAUUCCCACCUCCCAUCCACAAAUCCUCACCUCCUCGCUCCCCUCCUCCCCCUCUCUCCAAAAUCUCGCGUCUCCUCCCCGCCUUCGUCGGCACGAUGUGAGAGGCCGCGGAGGCAAAGGCGAAGGCGAGAAGAAGAAGAGGGAAAGGCUUCCAAGAAGCCCCGAGGAACGGGUUCGAUCAUGUCUUCUUGCGUGGAAUUGGGCUACCGGAGCUCCGCCAUGCUCGGCUGUCGAAGCUCCCGGCUCCUUCUCGUCCCCGCCGUCCUCCGUGGCUCCGUCCGGUUCCGGUGCGUCCUGGACCAGCUGCCGUCCUCGCUCGGCACCGCCAUCACCUCCGGCAACGCGAUCGUCGCCGCCGCCGCGGCAGCCGGCUCCGACACGGCGCACGCGGCGGUGACGUCGGCGCUCGCGCAUGUGGCGGUUACGGCCGUUGCGAUCGCGUCGGGGGCGUGCCUCUCCACCAAGGUUGAUUUUCUUUGGCCUCGGGUCGAGGAACAGCCAGAUAUUCUUUUAUUGGAAGGAGUAGAUGUAACAGGAUACCCAAUAUUCAAUGAUGAAAAGGUGCGGAAGGCUAUUGCAUUUGCAACCAAAGCUCAUGUUGGUCAAUCAAGGAAAACAGGAGAGCCAUAUGUCACGCACUGCAUCCAUACUGGAAAAAUCUUAGCUGCUUUGGUGCCAACAAGCGGACAACGAGCUGUGGACACAGUUGUAGCUGGAAUUCUUCAUGAUGUGAUAGAUGACACAUUCGAAAAUCUGACUAGCAUAGAAAAAGAGUUUGGUGAUGAUGUAGCACAUUUAGUUGCUGGUGUUUCAAAAUUAAGCUAUAUAAACCAGUUGUUGCGAAGACAUCGGCGGAAAACUGUAAGUAGAAGUACUCUUAGUUCCGAAGAGGCAAGUAAUUUACGAGUUAUGCUCUUGGGCAUGGUUGAUGAUCCUCGUGUGGUGCUCAUCAAGUUGGCAGAUCGUUUACAUAACAUGCGAACCAUUUAUGCUUUAUCGUUGCCCAAAGCUCAAGCUGUUGCUCAGGAGACAUUAGCUGUGUGGUGCUCUCUUGCUUCUAGAUUGGGUGUUUGGGCUUUAAAAGCUGAACUGGAAGAUUUGUGCUUUGCCGUCCUUCAGCCAGAGACAUUCAGGAAACUGCGAUCCGAGCUUGCUUCAAUGUGGGAUCCUAGCAACAAUGUUAAAAGUUUGAGAAGAUUAUCUACUAGAGCUAGUUUUCUCGUACCAUUAGAUGAUAGUGAUACAAUCUCCAACCAUGACUGGCCUCUUUCAGCUGAUGAACAAAGAGAAAAUAUGAGGGACCUUUUGCAGGCUGUAUUGCCAUUUGAUAUGUUGCUGGAUCGAAAAAAGCGCACUAGCUUUCUUAAUAAACUCAGGAAAUGCUCAGAAGCCCCAGAAACAAAGCCAAAGGUUGUAGGUGAUGCUGCAAUUGCAUUAGCAUCUCUAGCAGUGUGUGAGGAGGCACUUGAAAGGGAGUUACUAAUAUCCACCUCCUAUAUACCAGGGAUGGAAGUAACUCUAUCCAGUCGACUAAAAAGCUUGUAUAGUAUCUAUUGCAAGAUGAAACGGAAAGAUGUUGGCAUCAGGCAAGUCUAUGAUGCUCGCGCAUUAAGGGUGAUUGUUGGGGAUAAGAAUGGAACACUACAUGGACCUGCUGUUAAGUGCUGCUACAGUCUUCUUGACAUUGUACAUAGGCUUUGGACCCCAAUUGAUGGAGAAUUUGAUGAUUACAUUGUCAAUCCUAAGCCUAGUGGUUAUCAGUCUCUCCAUACUGCAGUGCAUGGUCCUGACAGCUCACCUUUAGAGGUGCAAAUAAGAACGCAGCGGAUGCAUGAGCAUGCAGAAUUUGGACUAGCUGCACAUUGGUUAUACAAGGAGAAUAAGUUUGAACAGACGAGCACCAUAGAUUCUAAGAUUGGUGCAUCUUCUUACCAAUCAAAAUCUUUGGAAGAUGGGGAAUACAUUCAAGAUGAGGAUCCCUGGAAGUACAAUUCAAUAAAAGUGGGACAUCCCGUCCUUAGAAUAGAGGGUAGUCAACUACUUGCUGCGGUUAUUGUCAGGGUCGAUAAAGGUGGAAGAGAGCUGCUUGUUGCUGUGAGUUUUGGUAUGGAAGCUUCUGAAACAGUAUCUGAAAGAAGAUUGUUUUUCCAGAAAGAACGUUGGGAAGCUUAUGCUAGGCUUUAUAAAAAGGUUUCUGAUCAAUGGUGGUUCGCUCCUGGACAUGGCGAUUGGUCUACAUGCCUCGAGAAGUACACACUAUGCCGAGAUGGGAUAUUUCAUAAGCAAGACCAAUUUCAGCGCCUGUUGCCUACCUUCAUCCAAGUAAUAGAUUUGACUGAGCAGGAGGAAGCUGAGUAUUGGAUGGUUGUGUCUGCUGUGUUUGAGGGAAAACAGAUCCUUUCUGUUCCAUCCAGUUCAAGUUACUCUGAGAAGUCAGGCCUUGAAGAUGGCAUCAAUAACAAGGUGCAUCUACUGAGGACGAUGCUUCAGUGGGAGGAGCAGAUGCGGCAUGGUUCAUCCAUGGGAGAAAGAAAGCAUGUGGCAAGCACAUACAGUGGAUCCAAUCCUAUAACUCCUGGUGAAGUUGUGAUCAUACGAUGGCCUCAUGGUGAGAUAAUGAGGAUGAGAUCUGGUAGCACUGCUGCUGAUGCUGCGAGGAGGAUAGGCCUGGAGGGGAAGCUAGUACUGGUAAAUGGCCAACUUGUUUUGCCGCAUACGAAGCUCAAGGAUGGUGAUAUAGUCGAAGUAAGGGGAUAACCAUUACCAUCGUGGAAACUUCUCACAAAGCUCACAUUUUGUCAAAUUACAGAGACUUGCUUUAUCAUCUGUUGGAUGGUAAAUCUAGUGCUGUUAGAGGAUAGUAGAGCCAAACCUCUUGUACAGAUCGAUUCUCAAAAAGGAUCUCUGAUCCUAUCGUGAUGUACAUGUACUUGUACAGCAAUAAAGAUAGUUCAAGUCCUUGAAUGCAACUUUGCCAUCA